Molecule: messenger RNA, 1695 nt
Organism: Pseudo-nitzschia multistriata
Lineage: Eukaryota; Bacillariophyta; Bacillariophyceae; Bacillariales; Bacillariaceae
Source: the annotation of a GenBank genome assembly
CUAUGGUAGUAAUGCCGAUGCCUCKKGAGAUACGACAGCAACAACYAGUAGAUACCAACCUCUCCGGUAGGAAAACAAUAACAGAAAACAAUCAGUUUCAAAUAUGGUCAAACGAGCCUCAUUCGAGGACCGCGGAGGAGGCGGYGGUGACAAGCGUCGCAAAAGCAACGACGGCCGGGCGAUAAAUCGCAGCUCCGGAGGCAGCGACGGAAGCAGCGUGUUCGUAGGAAACCUGAAGUAUGAAACAGCAUGGCAAGCCCUGAAGGAUCACAUGCGCCGUGCGGGAAAUGUCGAUUCGGCCAAUAUCUUGCAGGCACCAAACGGCCGCAGCAAGGGCUGCGCCAUCGUAACCUACCAGCAUCCCAGAGAAGCCAAACGCGCCAUCCAGGAACUCAACGAAAGCGAACUCGAGGGACGAACCAUUUUCGUUCAGCCUGACAAUGGAAACCCCCGUGACAAUCGCGAUCGCACCAACGAUUCGGCGCAUUCUAUGGAUUACGGUGUGUUUGUAGGGAAUUUGCCGUUUGAGUGUUCAUGGCAGGCACUCAAAGAUUUUUUCAAAUCCUGUGGUCCCAUCGAGAGAGCUGAAGUAAUGGAGGAUCCAAAAACGGGACGAAAAAAAGGAUUUGGUUUGGUUUAUUUUGCUACGGAACGAGCAAUGGAAAACGCGAUCAACAAGUUCAACGGAAGAGACUUCCAGGGACGAACUCUGGAAGUCCGCAAGGACAAGAAGUCGUCGUCGCAUACCAAAAUCGACAACGGUACCUCCAGCGAAGCUGGUGGAUUCAGAAUAUUUGUUGGAAACCUGGAUUUCGAUUGUUCGUGGAGAGACCUGAAGGAYUUUGCUCAAAGACAAUGUGGACGGGUGGAACACGCAGAUAUCCCAAAGCGCGGCUGGGGCAUAGUCACAUUUGCCACUCAUCGCGAUGGAGCCGAGGCGAUACGCCGAUUGGACGGACUUAUGUUUCAGGAUCGAAGAUUGGAAGUCCGCUGGGAUCGCGACAGCAGUAACAGAGAAGAUCGCCCCAGUUCGUCGUCGUCUUCGUCCUCGAAACAGCUCUACGUUGGGAAUCUCACUUAUGAUUGCACGUGGCAAAAUCUGAAAGACGCUUUCAAACGUUUCGGAGCCGUAUCUCAUGCAGAAGUGUGCGAAACUGCUAGUGGAAAAACUACCGGGUUUGGAAUUGUCGCCUUUGUCAAGCCAAACUGUGCAGAGCGAGCCAUGAACGCCAUGGAUGGUACCGAUUUUCAGGGGCGAAAGCUGUCUGUUCGAUGGGAUCGCAAACCGGAGAAGUUGGAAGCCGAGAAGAGUGGCAACCCAAACAAUGCCAGACGCGAGCAAAAACGUCAAAGUGCACCAGUGUCUCAAAACAACGAGAACGGCAGCGGCAACGGCAGCGACACUGGUAUGGAAAUGGAAGGAAACCCACUUGACAGGGCGCUUUCUAGUGGAAGAUGAGCACCAAAAUUUAUCCAUUUGCAUAUUGCUGCCAUCCGUGUUUCAGUUAAUGGGGGUGUCGCAGGUCAUGAAUUUACUUUGAAACACUCCAAAUAUAUAAGAUAUCGCUAAAAGGUGUAGACUUGUCACAAAGGUACCGCUGACCUAAGCCAAACAAAACAAWACAAAAGGAGGUACAAGAAGAAUAGGUGAAAAUCUAUACAAACAAUCAGAAACAUUAAAAUACUGUACAAUCU